Messenger RNA from Nematostella vectensis (starlet sea anemone), 1847 nucleotides. RefSeq lists its product as uncharacterized. The transcript is spliced from 6 exons. Lineage: Eukaryota; Metazoa; Cnidaria; Anthozoa; Actiniaria; Edwardsiidae. Gene Ontology annotation, molecular function: oligosaccharide binding. The record is from RefSeq and is a predicted model, not a curated record. The coding region runs from base 488 to 1552 and encodes 354 amino acids.
UUCAUAAAAUACUACAUUAUUCACCGUUUGUUAUUCCCACUUCCCCAGUUAAUCGCUGUGCGCUUUUCACUAUAAACAGGGAAACACUCCCAUCUUUGGAAUUACAGCUGUUUUGGGCUGAAUGAAUUUCUGGCAGGUAGUGCCAUUCGAAAACAAAUUUAAUUAUUGUCGAGUUAUUUUCAUUUUGUUUAAGACUUUUAUUGACAGGUUCUAAUUAAUCUUGUCUCGACAAGAAAAGGGUGUCAUAGAAGGCUUUGGGAGCGUAGCGCUAGCUACUGAAGUACACAUGUUCUACAUGAGGAUAUUUUACCCAUCUUCGGAGUGUCGAGUCUGGUGUUGAGUAAGGUCAAAAAGACCGAUAUCAGCCAAUCCACGACCGUCUGUCCUUCAUCUACAGCAUCUGGUUUUGUAUUUGGAAUCAUUCCAAGAAUUAUUAUCGAGAAGGUUUCCUGGAUCUCAUGAGUAUUUGAACGAAGCGAAAUAUCUGAUGUACAUUAUGCUUCUUCGGGGUCUAUUUUUUAUUCAAGCUGUUCAUUUUAUCGGUGCGUUUUUCUCAAGAACCACCAAUGGCAAAUAUCUCAAUGUGGAUAUUUGGAAGAGGCUCGAAUCUGUGGAUUGGUAUACCUGUGUAAUUUCUUGUGAGAGAAAUCCCGAGUGUGUAUCGUAUAAUUAUAAUACGCGCAUGCGUGUUUGCGAAUUGACCAGAUAUGGUCUUUCGGGAGAGAAUGAUUUGAUGACAUCUCCCACAUGGACAUUCCAGCAAAUUCGGCCGAGUUCAGGUCUGAUGAAAGAACAAAGAGGAAUCGAGGAUUGUGCGUGUAACUGCGGGACGGGUCAACAGUGUUCCAUAAAACCAGGACUGGGCGACACUCCGGAGCUGGCCGCUCAAUCCUGCUCAGAAAUAUUCACAAAUCGACCAGGACCUCUGCAAGAUGGACCAUACUACCUUAAGGCUAACAAGCUACCAGUCUACUGCCACAUGACGGCCAUCGACGGCUGCGAGGGCGAGGGGGGCUGGACACUAGUCAUGAAGAUCAACGGCUCAAUGGGGACUUUUGCCUACUCCUCCUCUCGAUGGAGUUCACAGUAUGAGUACAAUACCGAGGCAGGUGGAGACUUGGAUGAGACGGAGACAAGGCUUGGUACCUUUCGUUCGUUGAUCUUCCAGCAAAUCUGCCUUGGAAUGAAGACACCUGACUCGUCUUCAAUCCGCUGGAUUUCAUAUCAUCUCAGCAGUGGAGCGAAUCUCUUUGAAACGAUGAUAACCCCACAUGCUUAUGUGGACUUUGCAUCAUCAAGACCCGAAGACUGGGAAAAGCUUAUUCCUUCAGCUACGAUCAAGACAAUGGAAACAAAAGACGGUAUCAACGUUGUACCUGAUGGAGACAAUGGCGCGAAAGCGCGGAUUGGAAUUGUCGGAAAAGGAGCACAAGGGUGGGACUCGUACAUUGGAUUCGGGACUGUUGGAACGUCCGCAAACCCCACACUUUCCUGCGGGAACGUGGACGGUUCAAAACAUACACCAGCAUUCGGAUAUAUUCUUGUGAAAUAGAUAGCAUUAUACUGCACUUAGUAAGAUCGUGCCGACACGUAAAAUGAGGUAUGGGGAGUUAUACUGGCCUACACAAAAAAGCCUCUUUAAGAAUAAUUUUAAUCUGUCAAUUUAGCUGUUUGCGCACCGUGUGCCCCCCCCCCCCCCCCCCCCACCUCAUUCAUUACUGUGCGACGGUACUGAAACAACAAAACACAAUAGGUAAAGAGCACAACUUUAAUCAAAUUAAUAAUCCGAGUAUAAAACCCAACGUGUACAAAAAGUAGAAAUACAUUGACUGAACUAAAAUCCCCAA